AUGCCUACUAUGAAUGCCAGGAUCUUUUUCAAGGAACAAGAAAAGCGCAUGAAUUUCUCAGAUGAUGAUAUGGACGACUCCUAUGUCGCUCGAAUGACCGGAGAAAACGAACAUUCCGCAAAUGAGAAGAAACUCGACAAUGGCUAUACUCAGAAUGUUCCAUACGCAUCUCAAACAAGAGGACAUAAGCGUAAAACGGGAAGAUCGACUCCUUUGCGCUCCUCUCCGCGAAUUAAACGAUCGAAAAUAUCUUUGGCAUCAGCCAAUCCCCAAGUUGACGCACAAGACGGAGAUUCCAAUAAGUGCGUUACAGAACCCCUCAUGCAAAAACUCAACGGCCCAUACGUCCUCCUACUGAAUGAACAUAGCCUUUCCAGCGACGACGCUCUUGACUUCUCUUUUCCAGGCGACGUAACGCCAAAUCGUCACCAUUCCGAUUCCAGUAAUCAGAGUUUUCACAGGGCCCCGGACUCUGUAGCCCGAGUCAAAGUUGAACCGACAAUUAUUAUUGACGGGCCUCUGGCUACCAGGAGCUCAAGGCAUACGCGCUUACCAUCGAAAAGCUUCUCUGAUAACUCCUCCGAUGCUUCGACCGCUCCGUCCUCUCCCAUCGAAGAAGCCCGUUCAUUAUCUCUUGUUCCUGCUACAAACGGCAAAGCACCUGAGAAGGAAAAAUCCAUGCUCGAAAUCAUUCUUGAAGCAAAGCAUUCUACACAUCGAAGAGGCGUCAAGAAGCUGGUUCCUCUCGCCCAACUCCAGACUAAACCGAAACAUCAGUCUAAUUCUGUUGACGAAACAUCAAUCAUAGAUAAUUACUCCAGCUCUGAGGCGCUCACUUCGCCUGACAUCGCCUGUUCGUCCUCGAUUGUAAAAGUCGGCUCCAAUUCAGCUGAAUUGACUAAAGGCUCGAUAUCUAAGUCUCGGCUCACUGCGGCGCCGAAACUAGCUGCGAAGUUGUCCGCAACAACCAAGGCGAAAGGCAAAGGAAAAACCACUGUUCCUUCUACAAAACUCACUCCCUACGAGUUUGUCUGUCAGAUACAGCAUGCGCAGGUCAAUAAAACAGGAAAAGUUCAGUUUCUCGAAGGAUUACGAAUAUUCUACUGCGGGAUGGACAUCAACUCGAAACUUUCUGGAGAUUCUACCCAGAAAAGAAUGAUGAUCAUUUUGCGACAUGGCGGAUCUGUAGUCCCAAGAUAUCAACCUGACCAUAUCACACAUAUUGUAGUCGACAAAAAUCUCGGCCAAAAUAGCCUCCUGAAAGCUACGGGUCUAGAGAAACUGACCGAUGUCCCUGACCAUAUUCCUAUCCUCACUUGGCAGUGGGUCGUCGACAUGAUGGAUAUGAAUCCAUUCCUCAACAACGGUAAAGUGCUCAAAAUCAGACAAGUCUCGAGUCUGUUUGAAUAUGGUGCCUAUCCAAAUCGGCUCCCUCCAGUCUCCAUAUCUGCUACAUCCAAAUAUUUUGAGCAGAAGCGCGCUCCGCAGGAAGGAGAUGAAGAUCGCGAUUUUAGUCGGAUAUCAGAGUUUUCGGCCAAUGAUAUCAAGCCAGAAGUUGGUUCCUCUCGGCAUGAGCCUUUGGAAUCCAAGCACGUUCGAAAUACCAUGGUCAAGCUUGCUUCUACAAGAUUACCUUUGGAUUUCCAAUUUCAGAAACCUGUGAAUCAAGAAAUCGUCGAUCCGUUAGUUGAGUUCUAUUUACAGAGGAAGACCAAUGUGCAGCAUCGGAAUGGAUUCGACUCAGACACCGACGGCUCAGACCUCGAGCCUAACUACCAGCCAGCUGGUCUAAAACCUAAGAGGGAUUGGCUUUGUAAAAAACCCAAUCAGAAUGCGAAACCUUGUCCAAACGAAGAUAUCAUUAGAAAACUUGAGGAGCUUCAAGAGCUUCAUAAGGUCAAACCUACCGAAGAUGACCAUUGGAGAGUAUACAGUUACAGCAAAAGUAUUCGAGCUCUGCGCGCGCAUCCAAAACGAAUAAAAUCAUUGGAAGACGCAGAGAAAAUACAGGGUGUCGGAAAGAAAACUGCUCAAAAGAUCAUGGAAAUCAUUGAAACAGGCAACCUUCAAAGAAUAGCGUACGAAAGGACGGAAGACGUCAAGGUGAUUUCUCUUUUUACGAAAAUUUAUGGUGUCGGUAUCCAGACUGCCACCAUGUGGUAUGCUAGGGGUUGUCGAACGAUUGAGGAUCUGUGCAACGGCGUAGGAGAUGUUGCACUGAACGAAGGUCAAAAGAUCGGCAUUGAGUUCUACGAUGACUUGAAUUCUCGUAUGCCUCGUGAAGAAGCCAAGGCGAUUUUCGAGUUAAUAAAACCCAUUGCUCUCCGUCUCGACCCCACACUAUUUGUGGAAAUUAUGGGCAGUUACCGAAGAGGGAAGACUGAUUGUGGAGAUAUUGACAUUUUGAUCACCCGGUGCCCCGACGACGGGCAUACGCAUGAAGGUAUACUUCAUAAGCUUCUUGAGAGGCUUCAUACCGCCGGCAUUCUCACAGAAGAUUUGGCCCUUCCUGAUUACUCCAAGCCUCUCGAAGCCGUCUACCAUGGUAUCUGCCGCCUUCCUAACGUUCCAGGCGCACGACGUCGGCGCAUCGACUUCCUUACUGUCCCAUAUAGCUCCAAAGGAGGGGCUCUUUUGUAUUACACGGGAGAUGACAUGUUCAAUCGUUCGAUGCGACUUCUUGCAAACAGGAUGGGAUACUCCCUCAACCAAAGAGGUCUAUACGCUGGUGUUGUACGUGACCCCCGCAACCGCACUGUCAAAUUGAACACCGGAAACUUGAUCGCGUCAGAGACCGAAGAGCAAAUUUUUAAAGCUCUAGGCGUUCCAUGGCGAGAGCCCCACGAGCGUGUCACCUAUUACCAGGAUAUAGUGAAGGCUGAGGAGGAGAAGUCGAAGAAAAUAACAACAAUCAUUACCGAACAAUAA
Molecule: messenger RNA, 2928 nt
Organism: Lentinula edodes (shiitake mushroom)
Lineage: Eukaryota; Fungi; Basidiomycota; Agaricomycetes; Agaricales; Omphalotaceae
Exons: 18
Coding region: 1-2928 (975 amino acids)
Biological process (GO): double-strand break repair via nonhomologous end joining
Cellular component (GO): nucleus
Molecular function (GO): DNA binding; DNA-directed DNA polymerase activity
Source: RefSeq, a predicted model, not a curated record